Messenger RNA from Lathyrus sativus (Indian pea), 3789 nucleotides. The record is from the annotation of a GenBank genome assembly. Lineage: Eukaryota; Viridiplantae; Streptophyta; Magnoliopsida; Fabales; Fabaceae.
AUGGAAGAACUGAAGUUGGAAACACCGGCGACCAUGACUGUGACGGUUUCGGAGACGGAUGCGAAGUUAGUCGAAGCUCCUACAAAAGUUGUUGCUGAUGUUGAUGUUAAGAUGACGGAGAAAGACAGUGGUUUUUCUGCGCGUAAAGUAGUUCUCGCGGUUGCUGCCGCGGAUAGUGAUGUUUUGACGAAGAAGCGGAGUCGUCCUCCGAUGAUGGAAAUUCUGAAAGCAGCCCUUCCGCCGAAACAGAAGCAAAAGCAGAAGGCGAAAAAAGAAGACGAGGAUGUUUGUUUUAUAUGUUUUGAUGGAGGAAGUCUCGUUCUCUGCGAUCGCCGGGGCUGUCCUAAAGCAUAUCAUCCGGCAUGUGUCAAGAGAGAUGAGGCGUUCUUCCGUUCAAAAGCCAAAUGGAAUUGCGGUUGGCAUAUAUGCAGUUCGUGUCAGAAAGCAUCACAUUAUAUGUGCUAUACUUGUACGUAUUCUUUGUGCAAGGGGUGUAUACAAGAUGCUGAUUUUGUUUGUAUUAGAGGGAAUAAAGGUUUGUGUGGAAUGUGCAAGAAAACUAUAAUGAUGAUUGAGAACAGUGCCCAGGGAAAUAAGGAAAUGUGUGAAGUGGAUUUCGAUGACAAGACCAGCUGGGAGUAUCUUUUCAAGGUGUAUUGGGUAUAUUUGAAAGCAGAUUUAUCUUUAACAUUUGAUGAGCUGCUUCGAGCUAAAAACCCAUUGAAAGAUGCUGCUCCUGUGGUUCAAACUUCCCAUGAACUUUAUCAUCUUAAUAAAGACGACAAAGGUUCUGGUUCUGAGAACUCCUGCAUAGACAUAGAAUCAAAUAAUUUGAAAAACAAGAAGUCUAAGGGACCUUCAAGUGGUGACACGGGUGUGUCUCUGCCUGAAUGUGCUAGUUGGGCAUCAAAGGAGCUUCUAGAGUUUGUCUCACAUAUGAGAAAUGGUGAUACAUCUCUCUUGUCUCAAUUUGAUGUACAGAAUCUCUUGCUGGAGUAUAUAAAGAAAAACAAUCUGCGUGAUCCUCAACAGAAAUCCCAAAUCGUUUGUGACUCUAGACUAGUAAAUUUGUUUGGAAAAGCACGUCUUGGCUACAUUGAAAUGCUAAUGCUCCUUGAACCCCACUUCCUUGUAAAAGACAAUACCCGUGCAGAAAAUACUCUUGGAGCAGGAGUUAGUGAUGCUGUUGCUAAUGAAAAAGAGACCAUGGACAAUUACAAUAAACAGCCGAUAUUAGUUAAUGAUAAGAGAGGUUCAACAAGUAAAAGGGAUGAUGUGCCUAUGCCACAAAAUAAUCAAGAUGCAUAUGCUGCAAUAAAUGCUCACAACAUUAACUUGAUCUACUUGCGUCGAAGUCUGAUGGAGAGUCUGACUGAUGAUACUGAAAAGAUUCACGAGAAGGUCGCCGGUUCUUUUGUGCGGAUAAGAAUCUCUAGUGGUGAUCAGAAACAAGAUAUGUAUAGACUUGUCCAAGUUGUAGGUACAAGCAAGGUUGCCGAACCUUACAAAAUUGGCACUAGAAUAACUGAUAUUAAGCUUGAAAUUUUAAACUUAAAUCGGAAAGAGGUCAUAUCCAUAGAUGAGAUUUCGAAUCAGGAGUUCUCUGAGGAUGAAUGCAAGCGACUGCGUCAGAGUAUAAAGUAUGGGCUUUCAAAGAGAUUGACCGUGGGAGAGAUUCUGAACAAAGCGUUGACAUUUCAAGAAAUUAGAGUUAAUGAUUUGUUGGAAGCUGAGAAAUUGCGGCUUAAUAAUCUUCGUGAUAGAGCAAGCGAGAAGGGGCACAGAAAAGAGCUUAAAGAAUGUGUGGAAAAGUUGGAGCUACUAAAUUCACAUGAGGAACGUCAGCGCAGGCUGCAUGAAAUUCCAGAUAUACACUCUGACCCCAAUUUGGAUUCAUUGUAUGAGUCUGAUGAAGAUGCAGGAGAGUCAGAUGGCAAUAAACAAGAUGGCAAUAUACCUAUUUUUUCCAGAAUUUGGGACGGUGUUUUGAAUGGUGUUGGGGGCAGAGCACGAGACUUGACCACAGCCAGUGACCCAAUUGGAAAUACAUGCUUAGCAAAGAAGAAUAUUGACCCUAACGAAACUGCUGUUGAUGAUAGUGCUAAUGUUGUAAUAAAAUCAGAAGUGUCUAGUGUUGCAGUGGACAUUUCAUCUCCACUUCCCUCUACAGGGAUUGAGCAGCCAUUUGAUGAUUUUAUGAAUGAUAAAUCAUGGCAUUAUCAGGAUCCAUCUAGUAAGGUUCAAGGACCUUUUUCUAUGUUGCAGCUGUAUAAGUGGAAUGCAAGUGGACAUUUCCCUCCAGAUCUCAGAAUAUGGAGGAUAGAUGAGAAACAAGCAAACUCUAUAUUGUUAAAUGAUGCACUUAAUGGGAAAUGCUCCAAAAAUGUGCCAUUGCCGCACAGCAGCCUAUUGCUUUCUUUAGGAGCCAGUGUUGCAUUGGGUGACAAAGAAAGCAGUCAGGAUGGUGGGAGGAAUUCAAUGCAGAAUGAAAUUUCUGCAGCCAGCCGAAUCAUAGAACAUACAAUAGAGCAUAAAGUGGACGAUACUUCUACCCAGUCUAAUGGUAAAGAUGAAUCUGUAAGGAGCAAUGGAUGGCAUGACCAGUCACAUGUACACCCUUUGCAACAACCAACCGUGUUUGCUGAGAAAUUUAAUGAGAAUCAUACCAACAAAUUAAGUGAGAAUCAUGGGAUUGAGAAAAACCCUGAAGAUAAUGGAAAUUGUGGCUCGGACAGGAUUUCUGGUGGUCAGAAUCAUCAGAAGCAAUCAGAUAGUGAAGACAACUCGGGGCAAUCUUCGGGACAAAGCUGGAGACACCCUGAUGUAAAUAUUUCUUCCAAUUGCUUGGAUUCCACAUCUGCUCAUGUUUCUGAGACAAGAAUAUCACCACUUAGACUGGGAUUUGAUUUGACCCGUCCGCCUUCCCCUUCAGCAUGUAAUACAAUUACAUGGCAGGCUAUUAUUGGUGAACCAGAUGAUUUUGAUGAAUCAGUCUCAGAUCUUUUGGCAGAAGUCGAGGCAAUGGAGUCACUUGGUGGCUUGGAAUCUCCCACUUCAAUUAUGAAACGUAGCGAGGAAUUGACUGAUGGUUCUAAAAAUCUUUGUCUCAGUUUUGCAGAGCUUAGCCCAAUACUUGAUGCAGGUAAGGGUGAUGCAUUAAGUUCCACAUGUGAUUUACAGUUACUAUCUCAGUCCACAGUAGCAGAGGAGCCAUUACAACAGGCUGAUGUCCAUCAUCAUCAUCAUCAAAGAAUUUCAGGGGAGCUUUCCUCAAGAAAUUCUAAAGUUGAUGUGGGUUCAAACAACAUUUGUGUUUCAAGUAAUCAAUGGGAGUCGGGCUCGGAAAAUUCUUCUAUUUUUCCAUCCACUGAAACAUUGGGCAUGACCGUUGACACCACUUGGAGACUUGGUUUGGAGAGUAGUACACACUUGGGAUGGGGAGGAAUGGAACAGCGAAAUGCAAACACAAGCUGGGGAGUAGGACAGACGGCAGUGCACGAGAACAGAAGCUCAAGUUCAUGCACUUCUGUAGUAACUCCAAGCUUUGGGGAUAGCCAGACAAGAUACGGGAGUGAUCGGUUUUCUGUGCCCAGAGAUCGGGGUUUUCCAGGUCAUGGUAGGGAACAAGGUUUAGUUAGAGGCAGAAAUCCAUGGAACAGGCAACAACCAGUAUUUGGCGUUGGUAAUGGAGGAUCACACAGACCUCUGCACAAAGGGCAACGGGUCUGUAAAUUUUAUGAAAGUGGGUACUGUAGAAAGGGGGCAUCCUGUGAUUACUUCCAUCCAUGA